AUGAAGGAAUUAUUUGGAUUAGUAGUACCAAGUGAUAUACAAAUCCUAGCUGGAGUUAAUAAAUUGGAUGAUAAAAAUGGUAUCCUUUAUGAAGUUGACAAAAUUAUUAAACAUGAACAUUACACCACUGAUAAAUUCAAAAAUGAGGUAGCUGACAUUGCACUGAUCCGACUCGCCGAAGAUAUUGUUUUCAAUGAUAAAAUCCAACCUGUACGGUUGGCUUCUUCCGAAAAUCAAGAAGAUGUACUGCCAGUAGGUGCGCCUGUAAUGAUCACUGGUUGGGGAUACACGCGUGAAUGUAUGGAGAACCACGAAGAAGAAGUCAAUGACUUACGCGUGGCUAUAAGAACAAUUUCAAAUUUCGAUGAGUGCCAAUUCGAGUACUCGGAAAAAAGAAAAAAUACAACUGAGGAAUCAGAUAAACCAUUUGCUAUCGAUAGCGGAAUGAUAUGUUCCAUUGGUUUCCAGUACAGUUGCAUGGGAGACUCUGGUGGUCCUAUUGUUGAUGGAAGAGGAGUUCAAGUGGGAAUAGUAAGUUUUAGCCAAGAUUCUCUUCCCGAUGUACAUACAAGUGUAAGGUUCUAUUCAGAAUGGAUCGCUAAUAAUUCCAAGAUAGCGGAAAAUUAA
Molecule: messenger RNA, 627 nt
Organism: Trichogramma pretiosum
Lineage: Eukaryota; Metazoa; Arthropoda; Insecta; Hymenoptera; Trichogrammatidae
Product: chymotrypsin-2-like
Exons: 5
Coding region: 1-627 (208 amino acids)
Biological process (GO): proteolysis
Molecular function (GO): serine-type endopeptidase activity
Source: RefSeq, a predicted model, not a curated record